Messenger RNA from Priceomyces carsonii, 2571 nucleotides. It is a transcript of the gene HIS4, whose product is annotated as trifunctional histidinol dehydrogenase/phosphoribosyl-AMP cyclohydrolase/phosphoribosyl-ATP diphosphatase. Gene Ontology annotation, biological process: L-histidine biosynthetic process. The transcript has a single exon. Gene Ontology annotation, molecular function: histidinol dehydrogenase activity; metal ion binding; phosphoribosyl-AMP cyclohydrolase activity. Bases 1 to 2571 code for a protein of 856 amino acids. The record is from RefSeq and is a predicted model, not a curated record. Lineage: Eukaryota; Fungi; Ascomycota; Pichiomycetes; Serinales; Debaryomycetaceae. Gene Ontology annotation, cellular component: cytoplasm; cytosol.
AUGUCAUUUCCCUUAUUGCCAUUAGUGUCUUCUCCUAGCGAAAACGAUAUUAUUAGUGAGGUCUCAGUGGUCGGACAAAUUUUACUUCCCUAUGACUCAAUACAAUUAUCGAAGCACUUUUUAUCACAAUUUCCGAACCACCUUAAAAUAAACGUUGAUGUUUCCAGUAAUGAGGUUCUGACGGAUGAUGUUAUUGAUGUUUUGAAUAGUGGAGUAAAUGAGGUUUUCGUUUCAGAGAUCCAAGCCGAAGAAGCGAUAAGCUCAGGUUUGCCAAGUUCAAGGUUGGUCAUUAGGGUCGCUUCUGACGACAUAGCUUCUAAAAUCAUUGAUUCCGAUGCUUCUAUAGUUCUCAAGUCUGGAAAUACUAAAGAAGUGGUUCUGCAGCUUGCAAACGGUGGUAAUAGGACCGUUUACUACCAGCUCGAAUCUCAAGAUCAAAAUACUGCGAAUAAUUUGGCUAAGGAUGGAUUGGUCCUCAUAGUGGAAGCAGAAAAAUUGACAAAGCUUCCUCAUGAUUCGAACAAGAUUUCAAUUUCUAAUCUAUUUACUUCAACCUUAACGACAGAUCGGAACGAUGGUUUAUUCACAACCCUUGUGACAACCCCUGCUCCUUCUUUCACAGCUUUGGGGAUUGUCUAUUCUUCUGUUGAAUCUAUUCAAGCUGCUAUAGCAGAAGGUGAAGGUGUAUACCAAUCGAGGAAGCGUAGAAACGAAUUGUGGUAUAAGGGUAGAACUAGUGGAGCUACCCAGAAGUUGGUCGCAUUGGAAAAAGACUGUGAUUCAGAUGCUAUCAAGUUCAUUGUUGAACAACGCCAGGGUUCAGGCUUUUGCCAUUUAGAUAAUCAUUUUACCUGUUUCCAUGACGGUGGCUUGAAGAAAAAAGAUGAAGGAUUGGGUACUGGAUUGAGCAAACUAGAUAAUACUUUAUCACAGAGGCUUGAAACAGCUCCUGAAGGUUCGUACACCAAGCGCCUCUUUGACGAUGGAGAUCUUUUGAUUGCUAAGUUGAAGGAGGAAUUGGAUGAAUUGAUUGAAGCUGGUGAAAAGAAAGAUAAAGAUGAGGUAGCUUGGGAAUCUGCAGAUUUGAUAUAUUUUGUGUUGGUUUGGUGUGUCAAGCAUGGUGUUAGAUUGCAAGACAUUGAAAAGAACUUGGAUAUUAAGAGUAUGAAGGUUUCCAGGCGUAAGGGUGAUGCUAAGCCGGCCUAUAUUUCAAAGAAACAAGAGGAACCUAUUGUUCAAAGUUAUAAAAUGGAAACUAUAAGAGUGAAUGGCAAGUCGACUAACAGUAUUCUGGUGCAGAAGGCAUUAAAGAGACCAUCUCAAAAAACGUCUGAGAUAAUGAAAUUAGUUCUCCCUAUUGUCGAAAAAGUUAAGAAGGAGGGUGACAAGGCUCUUUUAGAGUUGACAUCAAAGUUUGAUGGAGUCAAAUUAGAUUCUCCAAUCUUGGAGGCACCCUUUCCUCCUGAAUACAUGGAUAUUUCUGAUGAUAUGAAGUCUGCUAUUGAUUUGUCCAUGAACAAUAUUGAAACAUUCCAUAGAGCCCAAUUACCCAAAGAAAAGGUAAUGACAGUAGAAACGUCUUCUGGAGUAAAGUGCUCUCGUUUCAGCAAACCUAUAGAAAAUGUUGGUUUGUACGUUCCAGGUGGCACUGCUGUUUUGCCUUCAACUGCUAUGAUGUUGGGAGUUCCUGCCAAAGUGGCAGGGUGCUCAAACAUCAUUAUAGCCUCUCCCCCUUCAAAAAACGGUCGUCUUACACCAGAGGUUGUCUAUGUUGCUCAUAAAUUAGGUGCCAGAUGUAUUCUUAUGGCCGGUGGUGCCCAGGCAGUAACUGCUAUGGCUUAUGGUACUGAAAGCGUUCUUAAAUGUGACAAGAUUCUUGGUCCAGGAAAUCAGUUUGUCACUGCAGCUAAAAUGCAUGUUCAAAAUGAUACUCAAGCCUUAUGUUCUAUUGAUAUGCCUGCGGGUCCAUCUGAAGUUUUGGUGAUUGCUGAUGAAUCUGCUGAUGCUGACUUUGUAGCGAGUGACUUAUUAUCGCAAGCAGAACAUGGUGUUGAUUCCCAAGUGAUUUUGAUUGGAGUGGGCUUGAGUGAGAAGAAGUUGAGUCAAUUCGAAGCUGCAGUUGAGGCACAGGCUAAGGUUCUUCCUAGAAGAGAUAUUGUUUCGAAAUGUUUAUCUCAUUCCUAUAUUCUUUUAGUUGAUAAGUACGAGGAAGCUUUUGACUUAUCUAACGAGUAUGCUCCAGAACAUUUAAUUCUCCAGAUAGAAAAUGCUUCGUCAUAUGUCCCAGACUAUAUUGCCAAUGCGGGAUCCGUGUUUGUUGGUGGUCUUUCGCCGGAAUCUUGUGGUGAUUACUCUAGCGGUACCAAUCAUACUUUACCAACUUACGGGUAUGCUCGUCAAUACUCAGGUGUCAACACCUCGACCUUUUUGAAAUUCAUUACAUCGCAGGAAGUCAGCGAAGAAGGUCUUAAGAGCAUAGGUAAGGCUGUUAUGACCUUAGCUGCAGUAGAGGGUCUUGAGGCUCAUAGAAACGCAAUCCAUGUAAGAAUGGAGAAACUUGGUCUCCUUUAG